AACAAAAAUGUGAGCACUUAUUCUGAUACCUCCCAUUUUAAAGCUUGCAGCAGCAGCAUUUGGGCCGUUUAAAGUAACCUUCCUGUCCAUCUCACACAGAAUUCGUUAUUGUUAGCAGCUGUGAAAUAUACCCAGCAUAGCAAACAUGGAAGCCUUGCUUAAAAAAGAGCUGGGGACUUCGAUGCUGAAAGCCUCCGGCCAUUCAGGAGGGGGCUGCAUCAGCGAAGGACAGAGCUACGACACUGACAGCGGACGGGUUUUUGUGAAAAUAAACCACAAGAGCCAGGCCAGACUCAUGUUUGAUGGAGAAGCGGCCAGCUUGGACGCCAUCUUUAAGACAGAGACAGUGAAAGUGCCGAAGCCAAUGAAGGUGAUUGACCUCAAGACCGGUGGCGCGGUGUUCGUCAUGGAGCAUGUGGACAUGAGGAGUCUGCAUAAAUAUUCUGCACUGUUGGGGGACCAGUUGGCCGAUCUGCACCUCCACAAUCAGAGGCAGAGAGAGCGGAGGGACAAGGAAGAGCAAACUGUUGGGAAAGGAUCAGGCCAGUCUGAUGUGCCCGUCAUUGAGAAGUAUGGCUUCCACACUACCACCUGCUGCGGUUACCUGCCACAGGUGAGCAGCUGUCCUAGGGUGCUGUCCCUGGCACAGACUGGGUUUGCUCAGACCGUGUGGUUUUGUGCACUGUCUCACCUGCGCAUUUCCUGUGCUGCGUUCACCCAGGUGAAUGACUGGCAGAGUGACUGGGUGGCCUUCUUCACCCAACAGAGGCUGCAGCACCAGCUGGGGCUGUUGGAGCAGUCCUGUGGAGACAGGGAGGCCCAGGAGCUAUGGAGCCAGCUGCAGCUCAAGAUCCCCAAGAUGUUUGAGGGGGCGCAGGUGCACCCCGCCCUGCUUCACGGGGACCUGUGGUCGGGCAACGUGGCCGAGUCCUCGGACGGCCCCGUCAUCUUUGACCCCGCCUCCUUCUACGGCCACGGAGAGUACGAGCUGGGCAUCGCCGGGAUGUUUGGUGGGUUCGGCAGCGCCUUCUACUCCGCCUACCACAAGAAGCUUCCCAAAGCGCCCGGGUUUGAGACGAGGAAGCAGCUCUACCAGCUCUUCCACUACCUGAACCACUGGAACCACUUCGGCAGCAGCUACAGGGGGUCCUCACUGCGCAUCAUGAGGGACCUCCUUAAGUAGCCAAUCGGCUAACUGCCUGAUGGACCAGGAGGUAGCUGCCUAUGUCUCUGUCUGAAGCCCAGGGCGGGUGUUCAGAUUGGCAAUGCUGAUUUUGCACAGCGCCAUUGUUUUUUUUCCGUUACAUACAACUAGAAAUACACAACUGACAGCCCCUGGGCAAGCAUUUCAUUGAGUUGUGAUGGCAUCCUGCCAUUUCAAAGUGUUCUAAAGAGAACGGAACUGAAAUAAUAAUUUAAAUGACAACUCUCAGUUUAAACAACUGAUAAUUGCUUCAGGCGAGAGCCAUUUAUUAUUCCACCUAACACUGUUAAUUAAAUUAAUAAUUAAAUUUUUAUGUUAAUUAUAGUUUAACUAUUUGCAGUGCAUUAGAUUUACCUUGAAGUAUUUGGGAUGGGGGUGAGUUUGCUUUUUAAAAUAAUAAUAGUUUUUCAUUUUAUUUCUUGAAAAAUGUAUCACAGGUUAUUGUGACUAUGUAGUCUUUACUGUCAUCCACUUAAAGCUUUAAGUAUAUGGUGUAAAAAUAUUGAACUUUUUUGAGGGUGCUGUCUGUUCUCAUGCCAUACAUUCUAAUGAGGUUGACAUCCUCUCAUUUGUGCUGUGAGCACGUGCCCUCCCCCACCCCAGAUCACUGCAGAAGAAUUGACAUCAGGCUCUGGUAGACAGGUUCCUGGGUUUACAAAUUGUAUUGUAAUUACAGACGUUAGUGCUGCAAGCGAAUAAAAUAUGAAAUGUAUACUGUU
Messenger RNA from Anguilla rostrata (American eel), 1923 nucleotides. RefSeq names its product ketosamine-3-kinase-like. Bases 146 to 1183 code for a protein of 345 amino acids. The transcript has 5 exons. NCBI's taxonomy places the organism in Eukaryota, Metazoa, Chordata, Actinopteri, Anguilliformes, Anguillidae. The record is from RefSeq and is a predicted model, not a curated record.